Messenger RNA from Diceros bicornis minor, 4433 nucleotides. It is a transcript of the gene HNRNPUL1, whose product is annotated as heterogeneous nuclear ribonucleoprotein U like 1. The record is from RefSeq and is a predicted model, not a curated record. Bases 1068 to 3341 code for a protein of 757 amino acids. The transcript is spliced from 15 exons. Gene Ontology annotation, molecular function: protein binding. Lineage: Eukaryota; Metazoa; Chordata; Mammalia; Perissodactyla; Rhinocerotidae.
UGUAAAAUACGGAGACUAAUGCCCCCAGGAUUGUUGUGAAUGAGAUCGCAUGUGUAAGGGGCUUAGCACUGGGUCUGCCUGUUAUUAGGAGAUGGAUGUUUUAGAGAGUGGAGAAGGACCCCAGAAUCAUAGCUUCUCUGGACGAAGCUGCCUCAGUGGGCACAGGAGAGAUUCUCAAGAAGAGAGAUAUGAGGCUCUAUGGGAAGAAGAGCACUGUGCUUGGAGCCUGGAGGAAACAGAAUGGUUUGAAAGGGCCCCCCGUGUUCCAAUUAAGGAGAUAUUCUAUUUCUUCAUCUCUCUCCUACCCUCUACAGCAAAGUCCUUUGAGCCCCGUUCAUGCCCCCCUCCAACCCUUCUUUCAGCUCUGGUAAACAGACCUGUAGCAAACCACGUGAUCUGUUACUUUCCUCCCUUUGGGCUGCACCUGGUUUGUGCCCAGAUGUAUUUGUCCUGUGAGAAAGGAUCCAGUCAGUUAGCAAGUGGCAGAAUAGUCUCUCCUUCCCUGUGGUUCUCCCUCACUGGUCCUGGCACAGCCACUAGUAGGGCCCUAGAGGCACCUAGCAGAGCUUGCCCCUGGGGUGGAGAGCCUGCUUCCUGCUCAUCCUAGGUUUCCAUACUUCUCUCUGGGUUUGGCUGCAAGGUUCUCCUUGAGGGAGUUUCAGGUUUGGUACUUUGGAGUUAGUCCCACCUCUGAGCUUUCACAAGUGUUAUCUCAACCCCAGGAAUGUUUUCUCCAUUCUCAUCACCGAGUUGUUGCCUAUGUAUCCUUUGAGUCGAGGUUUAUCUGUUACUUUCUGGGUUCCUUUCUUAGCUCCUGGUACCUCUUUGUAGCCCUUAACACAGUCAUAAUUAGCUUUUUGUGUUUAAGUAUUUGUUUAAUGUGCGUCUAUCUAACUAAACUGAAGGCUUUAGUAGGGCAAGCUUAUUCUUAGCUGUAUCCCAGGGUCUGAUGUGUAGUAUGCACUCCAUGAAUCGUUAAUUUUGUUAUUCUUACCAUCCUUCAGCUGAGCUCCUCCUCAAUCCACAAGACACCUUCCCAAAACCCUUCCCACCUAACUCUAGAUGUCAUGGACAAUAUUACCAGGCAGAACCAAUUCUAUGAGACCCAGGUCAUCAAGCAAGAGAACGAGUCAGGCUACGAGAGGAGACCGCUGGAAGUGGAGCAGCAGCAGCAGGCCUAUCGCUCAGAAGUGAAGACAGAGAUGAAGCAGGAAGCACCCACCAGCUUCCUCCCACCUGAAGCAUCUCAGCUCAAGCCAGACAGACAGCAAUUCCAGAGUCGCAAGAGGCCUUAUGAAGAAAACCGGGGACGGGGUUACUUUGAGCACCGAGAGGAUAGGAGGGGCCGCUCUCCUCAGCCUCCUGCUGAAGAGGAUGAAGAUGACUUUGAUGACACCCUGGUUGCCAUUGACACAUAUAACUGCGACCUCCACUUCAAGGUGGCCAGAGACCGGAGUAGUGGCUACCCGCUCACAAUCGAGGGCUUUGCGUACCUGUGGUCGGGAGCCCGUGCCAGCUAUGGGGUCAGAAGGGGCCGUGUGUGCUUUGAGAUGAAGAUCAAUGAGGAAAUUUCUGUGAAGCACCUUCCAUCUACGGAGCCUGACCCGCACGUCGUCCGUAUCGGCUGGUCCCUGGACUCCUGCAGCACCCAGCUAGGCGAAGAGCCUUUCUCCUAUGGCUAUGGAGGCACUGGGAAGAAGUCCACCAAUAGCCGGUUUGAAAACUACGGAGACAAGUUUGCAGAGAAUGAUGUGAUUGGCUGCUUUGCGGACUUUGAAUGUGGAAACGAUGUGGAACUUUCCUUCACCAAGAACGGAAAGUGGAUGGGCAUUGCCUUCCGAAUCCAGAAGGAAGCCUUAGGGGGUCAGGCCCUCUACCCUCAUGUCCUGGUGAAGAAUUGUGCAGUGGAGUUUAACUUCGGGCAGAGGGCGGAGCCCUACUGUUCUGUCCUUCCGGGCUUCACCUUCAUCCAGCACCUUCCCCUGAGUGAGCGGAUCCGGGGCACCGUCGGACCAAAGAGCAAGGCGGAGUGUGAGAUUCUGAUGAUGGUGGGCCUGCCCGCUGCUGGUAAGACCACGUGGGCCAUCAAACAUGCAGCCUCCAACCCCUCCAAGAAGUACAACAUCUUGGGUACCAAUGCCAUCAUGGAUAAGAUGCGGGUGAUGGGCCUACGCCGGCAGCGAAACUAUGCUGGCCGCUGGGACGUCCUGAUCCAGCAGGCCACCCAGUGCCUCAACCGUCUCAUCCAGAUCGCCGCCCGCAAGAAACGCAACUACAUCCUAGAUCAGACAAAUGUUUAUGGGUCAGCCCAGAGACGAAAAAUGAGACCAUUUGAAGGCUUCCAGCGCAAAGCUAUUGUAAUUUGUCCUACUGACGAGGACCUAAAAGACCGAACAAUAAAGCGCACAGACGAGGAAGGGAAGGAUGUCCCAGAUCACGCGGUCUUAGAAAUGAAAGCCAACUUCACAUUGCCAGAUGUUGGGGACUUCCUGGACGAGGUGCUGUUCAUUGAGCUGCAGCGGGAGGAAGCAGACAAGCUGGUGAGGCAAUACAACGAGGAAGGCCGCAAGGCUGGGCCACCUCCUGAAAAGCGCUUUGACAACCGAGGCGGUGGUGGCUUCCGGGGCCGUGGGGGUGGAGGCGGUUUCCAGCGCUAUGACAACCGGGGCCCCCCCGGGGGCAACCGAGGAGGCUUCCAGAACCGAGGAGGAGGCAGCGGUGGAGGAGGCAACUACCGAGGAGGUUUCAACCGUAGUGGAGGUGGUGGCUACAACCAGAACCGCUGGGGUAAUAACAGCCGGGAUAACAACAACUCCAACAACCGAGGCAGCUACAACCGGGCUCCCCAGCAACAGCCACCACCACAGCAGCCACCGCCACCACAGCCACCACCACAGCAGCCACCGCCACCACCCAGCUACAGCCCUGCUCGGAACCCCCCGGGGGCCAGCAGCUACAACAAGAACAGCAACAUCCCUGGCUCAAGCGCCAAUACCAGCACCCCCCCUGUCAGCAGCUACAGCCCUCCACAGCCAAGUUACAGCCAGCCACCCUACAACCAGGGAGGUUAUGGCCAGGGCUACACAGCCCCUCCACCUCCACCUCCACCACCACCUGCCUACAACUAUGGGAGCUACGGCGGCUACAACCCAGCCCCCUACACCCCACCACCGCCCCCUACUCCACAGACCUAUCCGCAGCCCAGCUAUAACCAGUAUCAGCAGUAUGCCCAGCAGUGGAACCAGUACUAUCAGAACCAGGGCCAGUGGCCGCCGUACUACGGGAACUACGACUAUGGGAGCUACUCCGGGAACACACAGGGGGGCACAAGCACGCAGUAGCCAGUGUGCCCCGGAGGCCCCUACCGGCUUCCUCCACCAGCGCCCACCUCGGCCCCCUUGUCUGCCCCCACCGGGUCCCGUGGUGCUGGGGGACGAGUCACCCCAGGGCUGCCUCCCUCCAGCCCACUGCCUCCCCUCUGAGGGGCUUCUCCCCCCACACAGGGCCAGGCAUUUUUCUCUGGAUUUAAACAGGCAACAAUGACCUUUUUAUUUUCUGUUUGUCCCCCCAUCACCCUCCUCCUCCUCCUCUUCCUCCUUUUUGACUAAAGACCCCUCCUCUCCCUCAGUCAUACAGUCAGGCUACAGUGACUAAGGGGAGGACCCCAUCCUGUCCACUCGUCCCAGCCCUGCUCCAGCCCCUCAGCUUCCCAGACCCUCAUGCAGUUGGUUGUAAAUUCUUCCAGGAGCUGUUUUACUGUCUACUUUUCAGGAUUAAAAAAAAAUCAAAAACUUCAACAAAAAAAAAAAAACACAAGUUUAAAAAGCAAAAUGCAGAGGGAGGAAGCAGUGACAAAUAUUUUUUUGGUAAUUAUGCUUUUUUUUUUUAAUUUUUAGAAUUUGUCCAUUUUUACUGUGGGUUGGCUGCUGGUAUUUCAUCAGGAUAACCAUUUCUUUGCUGAGUUCAGGUGACCGAGGAAGAGCCACACCCUCAAAACACAAAACAAAACCACAGAAUCAUCUUUAACCUAACUUUUUAUACAAUGUCUCAGUUUCCCGUAACUUUGCACACAAGCUUCUGUGUUGAGUUGAAUUGUAACUGCUUUUUGUAUUUGGAGAGAGUGUGAUUAUUGAACUUGAAACCUUUUAUUCCGGGCGUCUUGGUAGUUUCUGGUGGGAUUAAGCGGGUGAGAGGGAAGAAGGGGAGGUGGAAGGGGCUCCUUCCCUUCAGAACAUGAAAUUUCUCCCACUGCCUGCUCUCCAGAGGUCUCCCAGGUGCCAGACCUAAGGGUUUUUCCUAAGUGAUCCUCUGAUUAUUUUUACUUCCCCUUGACCCGUAUGUUUUAACAGGAUUUUAACAAACUGCACUUAUUAAGAAAUGUGUUUACCCUGUUUUGUUUUGUUUUCUUUCAAUAAAUGACAUGGCACCUCCUA